AUGGAGAGAUCUUUUGGUCUAGACUUCCAAGAAGUGAAAUCGCAUGACUUCUCAUUACCAAACGAACCUGCAGGUUCUCCAACUUUGAGGCUUCACGGAUUUUCUCAUUUCUUCUAUUCGGUGGGCGUUUUGAGCCCUGACAUUGCCAAAAUCCUUUCCAGAGGCCCAUGGGUUUUGUGGUCUAGCUUAGAAAACCAAAUCAUGCCUGCUUUUAAUUUCUUCAAAAGCUUCGUUGGGACUGUAGAGAAUGUUGUUAUUGGUCUAAAACGUCAAAAUAGUCUCAUCAAUUGUGAAACACAGAAUGGGGCUCGAAAUAUUGCAAUCUUGAGAGAAAACAGAGUGCCUGAGUCUAAUAUCGUGCGUUUACUAACCUACUAUCCCAAAACUAUCACAUCUAAAAAUGGCCGGUUCAAACAGAAAGUUGAGGAGAUUAAGAAAAUGGGUUUCGACCUUUCAAAAUUCCCGUUUAUGAUUGCUCUAUAUGUGUUUACGUCAGUGAACAAAUUGACAUGGAAGCUGAAAUUGGAGGCUUAUCGAAGGUGGGAUUUUUCUGAGGAUGAGAUUCUCAUGGCAUUUAGGAAGUACCCUUCUUUUAUGACAGCGUCUGAGAAGAAGAUAACAAGCCAUAUGGAUUUCUUUGUUAACAAAAUGGGUUGGGAACGGGAAGUUAUCAUCACACGCCGGCAACUUCUUGCGCUUAGCUUGGAGAAGAGGAUUCUUCCAAGGUGUUCAGUUUUACAAGUAUUGAUAUUGAAAGGUUUAGUGAAGGAAAAUCUUAAAAUGGUACAUCUGUUGAUAAAGAGUGAGAAGCAUUUCUUUGAAAAUUUUGUGAUCAUAUAUGAGAAAGAAGUUCCUCAUCUUUUGGAUUUAUACAAAGGAAAUACUAGUCUGCUAGGACUAGGAGAUGGAAUUGAGGAAAGAGAUGUUAUUAUUCUAGAUUUGAAUGGACCAACUGCUAUAGACUGGGGGAUUGUCUUAAAAUCAUUGAGCUUGGUUACCUCUAUUUUGGAAUACAUGAACCAUGUUCAGGAUGGUUCUAAUCAGAAGCCCUGUAAUGCCAAUUCAGCUGUUAAGAAGGCUGAGGAUGUGGUAAGCAGCAUGCUUGCUAAGGGGUUUGUACUGGGGAAGGAUGCCCUUAACAAGGCCAGGACCUUUGAUGAACGGCAUCACUUGACGUCAAAUGCCUCUGUUACUGUUUUGUCCCUUGACAGAAGGAUGGGCCUGAGAGAAAAGAUAACCAUUGGGACUACUUUGGUCAAUGAGAAGAUGAGGUUGGUGGAUGAGCGGUUCCAGGUGUCUGAGAAGACAAGAUCAGCCAUUGCAUUGGCUGAGCAGAAGGCAAGCAGUACAGGGUCAGCCCUGAUGGAGUAUCGCUACAUCUCGGGUGGUGCAUCAUGGGUGUCAAGUGCCUUGAGCAUGGUUGCCAAGGCGGCUGAGGACUUGAGCCAGAUGAUGAAGGACAAGGUUGAAAAAGCCGAGGAAGAGAAGAAGGAGAGUAUUUCUAGGCAGAGUACAGGGAUCCUUAACAACUACGCUCACAUCCACCUCGAUGAGCCUCCAAGAGGGGAGCCACCAGUGCCAGUUCAUGCAGCUGAUGAAGGUAAGCUUGGCAUCAUCUGAUUGCCGAGGUUUACACUCUUUUUUCAUUUUUUUCCCACUUCUUGUAUAGUCUUUUUGGGGAGUUCAAUUCUUAGCCUAGUUUGUUAUUGUUGGAUUGAAUUUGAUGUAGAUUGCUUAAUUGUUGUAGAAUUCACACCAUGUUGAUUCUUAUGAUAAUGAAUGCCCAUU
Molecule: messenger RNA, 1788 nt
Organism: Telopea speciosissima
Lineage: Eukaryota; Viridiplantae; Streptophyta; Magnoliopsida; Proteales; Proteaceae
Exons: 4
Coding region: 1-1620 (539 amino acids)
Biological process (GO): regulation of DNA-templated transcription; chloroplast organization
Cellular component (GO): chloroplast
Molecular function (GO): double-stranded DNA binding
Source: RefSeq, a predicted model, not a curated record